ACAUUGGGUAACCACACGGACAGCUGUGAGGUGUCAGAAUUACAGUAAAGCAGGAACAGCCACAUUGUGCCUUCAGGGCUCGACAGGAACACACAAGAGAAGAAAAGAGGAAGAGCCAGAGGACUGAUAGUUGAGCUGAGGAGAAACACGUGACACUUCAAUGUGAGAGGGGAAACAUUUCUUCUGUUGUAGAGAGAGCUGCAACUCGACUCAAACUGAAGGGAACUAUAAACUGAAGACAUCAGAGGUCAACAGAAGAUAACCAUGCCUUAAUUAACAAAUUCACCACAUCUGUGUGAAGAACUUUUUCCAUUUCAUGGACAACAUUCCAGACUUUCCAGCUUGAUUUGAAGAUGAAUUACAGCACUGACAGCUGUGACAAGAAUGAUGACUUCAAGUACCCUCUCUACAGCGUGGUCUUCAGCCUGGUGUUUGCGAUGGGACUUCUUUUCAACAUGGUGGCUAUGUAUAUUUUCGCCUGUACGCUGAAGAUACGGAACGAAACCACGACGUACAUGAUGAACCUUGUCGUCUCAGACUCCCUCUUUGUCCUCAGCCUGCCGUUUCGAAUAGCAUAUUUCAUCAAGCAGAAUUGGGUUUUUGGAAGCGUACUCUGCAAGAUCUCCGUGGCUUUGUUCUACACCAACAUGUACGGGAGCAUCCUCUUCCUCAGCUGUAUCAGCGUUGACCGAUUUCUGGCUAUUGUUCAUCCGUUCCGGUCCAAAGGAAUACGAACCAAGAGGAAUGCCAAAUUAGCCUGCCUUAUGGUGUGGGUGAUGGUUCUCUCUGGCAGUAUACCCACAGGGUUCCUUCUGGACACCACCUCGCCAAACAACACCAACUCUACCUCGAAUUUCUGCUUUGAGAACUACUCGAAGAAACAGUGGAAGGCUGAGCUGUCUAAGGUGGUAGUGUUCAUCGAGACUGUGGGCUUCAUUCUUCCUCUGAUGCUCAAUGUGUUUUGCUCAAUCAUGGUGUUAAGGACCCUUAAUAGACCCCAAACCAUCAUCCGUGGAGGGUCCCUCAACAAGACAAAGGUCUUGAGGAUGAUCAUCGUACAUCUUUUCAUUUUCUGCUUCUGUUUCAUUCCAUACAAUGUUAAUCUCAUUUUCUACGCCCUGGUGCGCUCCAACGUCCUAAAAGGAUGCUAUAUGGAACAAGUGGUCCGAACUAUCUACCCCAUUGCUCUCUGCUUGGCAGUGACCAACUGCUGCUUUGAUCCAGUCAUUUACUAUUUUACUUCAGAGACAAUCCAGAGUUCCAUUAAACGAAAGACUACAGUAUGGUACAACGGAACAACCAAACUAUUUGACAGGAUGCAAACGGACAGCACACAAAACAGUCCGAGCACUUUGCAAAGAAGCCUUACACUGAAGAGCAUGAGAGCCAAAAUAUAUGACGAGUCCACAGUUUGAGCACACUUCUAUUGUGCAACGAGACUGGCAGAACUUGAGCUGAAUGAAAGAACAGAAACGAAAGCAGAGUGACUUUGAAAGACAAACAAAAUGGUUAUUAGUCACUCUCGCCCAAUGGACGUCACAGAGACUUUGAACUGGGAUUUAAGACACUGAUCCUUAUAAAGCCAAUAAAAUAAUGGAAAUAAGUGUGUUGCAACAUGAAACCCUUGAUCGGGGCAGAAAUGUGUGAGAAAAUCUACAAAACACUUGGCUUAGUUGAGGAAUGAUAGGCAAGUGCUGAUACAAACACGCAUCAGCUUUUGCACAAAUUACGUUGUACUUGUAAAAACCAGUUUUAUAGUUCUUUUAAGGU
Nematolebias whitei (Rio pearlfish) is the source of this 1770-nucleotide messenger RNA. Its product is annotated as lysophosphatidic acid receptor 6. The transcript is spliced from 2 exons. Gene Ontology annotation, cellular component: membrane. Gene Ontology annotation, biological process: positive regulation of Rho protein signal transduction; phospholipase C-activating G protein-coupled receptor signaling pathway. NCBI's taxonomy places the organism in Eukaryota, Metazoa, Chordata, Actinopteri, Cyprinodontiformes, Rivulidae. Gene Ontology annotation, molecular function: lysophosphatidic acid receptor activity. The coding region runs from base 354 to 1415 and encodes 353 amino acids. The record is from RefSeq and is a predicted model, not a curated record.